UUUCAAAUUGUUUUUAACCCCGUAAACUGGGCGGGAAAAGCAUUUUGUCAAGAAACCUUUCCGUUUCGCUCGUCGGGCUACAAAGAUCCUUGAUCACAGAGAUGCGUGGAUCAAGCGACUCCGAUGUGACGAAUGUAAGCGUGGGAUCGUCCGGAUCGCGGACGGAAAAUCUGGCAACAGCACGCCGUCGAUUCUUGCCAUCUUCAUCCCCGAACGCCUUCUUAACCCCGGCCUUCACCGCUGCAGCAUCGGCGGGUGGAUCCAUCUCUAACAGCCCCUUAGACAUCGACCCUUCUCUGCUUCGUUUUACGCAAUCUCGCCUUAGUCGACUCCACUUUUCCUCGUCCUCUUCGUCCAACGAGUCACCAGACUCCAGUUCUCCCUCCGCGGCUGUGGCUGCGCGGAUGCGGCUGCAGCAACUCCUCAACCUUAAAUCGCUCUCCUCUUCAUCCCGGCGCGGCUCCACCCGGAGUCCCCUGUCUCCUAUUGAGAAUCUUCAAACGCCACCUUUAGCUACGAUGUCUUCUCCGUCAUAUCACAUCUACAAUAAUCCCAUGAAGAUGAUGGAAGAGGACGUCCUGGUGAUGGAUGCUCUGUCCGAGUCCGUGCUAAUGCCAGGCCGGACUCGCCAACCCCUGGAACAUUUCACAUCCUCUUCCUCCUCUUCAUCUGCUAACCACAAUUCCGUCAACGCCAACUUCUUCUUUAAGACUGAGAUCUGCCGCUCCUGGGAAGAAUCUGGAUUUUGCCGCUUUGGUUCCCGUUGCCAGUUCGCACACGGAAAGGAAGAACUGCGCGAUAGCCCUCGUCAUUCAAAUUUGAAGCCGGAGAGUGGCAAACUAGGCCCAGUCGUUGCAUCCAGCGUAUAUGACGAUAAAUAUGCCCGAUCUGAAGCAAUUGAUUCUACUUCUGCUCGUCCUGUCGUGAUUGGUAAGACUGGUAGUAAGAAGAUGAAAAUCAUCAAUUCGAAUCGAGACUCGCUUCAGCAGAAGCAGGACCCACAAUUCUCUUGGCCACCAACAGAUGGUGAGGAGGCUGAGAUACAACAGUUGCUCUACGGGCCUAAUCGAUGUGGCAGAAGGCUCCCGGUAUUCACAGAUAUUUGCCCUGACCCAGAUUAAUUCUCUUCAAAAUCUUAACAUUUUGUUGUUAGGUUCUCCCCUGGUUUACGUUUCAGAUCUUGACAAACCUUCUGUUUUCAUACCUUAUAUUUUUUCUUUUGAAUCAUAGAUUUCUUUUACUUUUUCUUAUGCAUUUUAUUCGUAUUUUUUUCUAUGUGAUAAUACUUUGGA
Molecule: messenger RNA, 1292 nt
Organism: Dendrobium catenatum
Lineage: Eukaryota; Viridiplantae; Streptophyta; Magnoliopsida; Asparagales; Orchidaceae
Product: putative protein TPRXL
Exons: 3
Coding region: 102-1121 (339 amino acids)
Molecular function (GO): metal ion binding; mRNA binding
Source: RefSeq, a predicted model, not a curated record